Molecule: messenger RNA, 2143 nt
Organism: Cajanus cajan (pigeon pea)
Lineage: Eukaryota; Viridiplantae; Streptophyta; Magnoliopsida; Fabales; Fabaceae
Product: T-complex protein 1 subunit zeta 1
Biological process (GO): protein folding
Molecular function (GO): ATP hydrolysis activity; ATP binding; ATP-dependent protein folding chaperone
Source: RefSeq, a predicted model, not a curated record
GAGGUGGCGUUUCAUUCUGACUGAAACCCCUAAAAAACCCCGCUUCUCUUCACUUGCGUUCUACUUCUCCUCACUCAUUUCUUUGGUUCGUCACUUUUGCUUCUCUCGAAGAUGUCUCUGCGAGUGCUGAACCCUAACGCCGAAGUGCUGAACAAAUCCGCAGCACUUCACAUGAACAUCAAUGCCGCCAAGGGUUUGCACGAUGUCCUCAAAACCAACCUCGGUCCCAAGGGAACCAUCAAAAUGCUCGUUGGUGGCGCCGGUGAUAUAAAGCUUACCAAAGAUGGAAACACUCUCUUGAAAGAGAUGCAAAUCCAAAACCCGACGGCGAUUAUGAUCGCGAGGACGGCUGUGGCACAGGAUGAUGCUAGUGGAGAUGGCACCACUUCCACUGUCAUCUUCAUUGGUGAACUUAUGAAGCAGUCUGAGCGUUACAUUGAUGAAGGUAUGCAUCCUCGGGUAUUGGUUGAUGGUUUUGAUAUUGCAAAGAGAGCAACUCUGCAAUUCCUUGAAAAGUUUAAGACUCCUGUGGUGAUGGGUGAUGAGCCUGACAAAGAGAUUCUCAAGAUGGUAGCAAGAACAACUGUCAGGACAAAGUUGUAUGAAUCACUUGCAGAUCAAUUGACUGAUAUAAUUGUCAAUGCGGUUUUAUGCAUCCGGAAGCCAGAGGAAGCAAUUGAUCUGUUUAUGGUGGAGAUUAUGCAUAUGCGGCACAAGUUUGAUGUUGACACACGCUUGGUUGAGGGUCUUGUCCUUGAUCAUGGUUCUAGGCACCCUGACAUGAAGCGGCGUGCAGAGAAUUGUUAUAUCUUGACAUGCAAUGUAUCUUUGGAAUAUGAGAAGAGUGAAGUAAAUUCAGGAUUUUUCUACUCAAAUGCUGAACAGAGAGAGGCAAUGGUUGCAGCUGAAAGACGACAGGUUGAUGAAAAAGUUAAAAAAAUCAUUGAACUGAAGAAAAAGGUUUGUGAUGGUAGCGAUAGCAAUUUUGUUGUCAUCAACCAAAAAGGAAUUGAUCCUCCAUCAUUGGACAUGCUUGCAAGGGAAGGAAUAAUUGCCCUUCGAAGAGCAAAGAGGAGAAACAUGGAAAGAUUGGUUUUGGCCUGUGGAGGAGAGGCAGUAAACUCUGUAGAUGAUUUGACUCCCGAAUGUCUGGGUUGGGCAGGAUUGGUAUAUGAGCAUGUCCUUGGUGAAGAGAAAUAUACAUUCAUAGAAAAUGUGAAAAAUCCUUUUUCCUGCACAAUCUUGAUUAAAGGUCCUAAUGAUCAUACAAUAGCUCAGAUUAAAGAUGCCAUACGCGAUGGUUUGAGGGCCGUAAAGAAUACCCUUGAAGAUGAAUCUGUUGUAUUGGGUGCAGGUGCAUUUGAAGUUGCUGCUAGACAAUAUCUGAUGAACGAAGUUAAGAAAACAGUUCAAGGGCGUGCUCAACUUGGUGUUGAGGCUUUUGCUAAUGCACUUCUCGUGGUGCCCAAGACACUUGCCGAAAACUCCGGGCUGGAUACUCAAGAUGUGAUUAUUGCCCUUACGGGAGAGCAUGACAAAGGGAAUAUUGUGGGGUUGAGCCUUAACACGGGAGAACCUGUAGACCCUGCAAUGGAGGGUAUUUUUGACAACUAUUCUGUGAAGCGCCAAAUCAUAAACUCAGGGCCGGUUAUAGUGUCUCAGUUACUGGUGGUGGAUGAAGUAAUUCGUGCUGGUCGUAACAUGCGGAAGCCAACCUAGAUGUUCUUUCUUGAAGCUUCUCUUUUGAAUAGGGUGUGCCAUGAACUUUAUUUAUUUGGAGGUGCCAGAAGGAUUCUUUGGGAUUGUAAUGACUCAUUUUAAUCUUCUCCGGUGAAACAUUGUUUGGUUCUGGUUUUUUUUUUUUCUUCAUUUAUAUUUUUAUUCUCUCGAUGACGUCAUGUAAGUGUACUAUGGCUGAAUUUUGGGUUCCAACUAAAAUUUGUAAGCAUAAUUUGUUUUGUAGAAAAUUAGUUGAAAGAAUGCUUUACCUUAGUAGUUUUUGCUUUAACCAGCAGCAUCUCUCUGAAGGGCUCAUACACACGAGCAACCACAGGGUCCAUGCUAGCAUCUUAUUUGUAUUUUGUUUGAAACGUGGAUGACAUUGAACUUAAAUUAAAUUUAAGUCGCCUAUUCCAACUUCCAA